AUGGGGGAAACUGUGUUUGAAUUCAAAGUGUUGGACCCGGAGCAGCGCAGGGGAACUGGCGCUCUUGACCUCGCCUACUGGACAUAUCGGAUCCGUGCCUCCACGACUCUCUCAACAUACGCACAGAAGGAUCUGGAGGUUGUGCGGCGCUACAGUGACUUUGAGUGGUUUCGCGCCCAGUUGUGCGAGGCAUACCCGUAUUGCAUCGUCCCGCCCAUCCCAGAGAAGGAUGUGCAGGGAACACUUGACAAAAUUGUGGGGUCCGGCUCGCAGAGCGCCAGCCGUCUGAGGGACUACCGACAACGCGCCCUGAGGAAAUUUCUUGUGCGGCUUGGCGCCCACCCACGGCUGCAUACUUCGCAUCUGUUGAAGGACUUUUUGGAGAUGAAUGAGGACGAAUGGGAGCGAAAAAUGAAGGCAUCCGCGAAGAAUUCUGAGGGUUUUUUUACCUCCUCACUUGGCGAAGGCGUCAAUCACGCCUUCACGAGGCAGUGGAAUACUUCUGGCGCCGUGGCAGAAGCGGGUGCUGCUUAUACGCGUGUGGUAACAAACACCAAUACAACCCCCCAGGUGUGGGAGGAGACACGUCUGUAUAUUCAACAACUGGAGGAUAGCAUAAAGAUGCUGCGGGAGCGAUUGCAGUUGCUUGUUGACCGCCGUCGAAACACCAGUAACGCCUUGCAUGAGUUUGGUGUAGCCUUUGAAAAGGUUGGAGAGAUAGAGAGGGGGAUUGAAUCUACGCCGCUCAGCAACGCACUGAUCGCCGUGGGGCAGCACAGUGAACAACUCUUCUUUAUAUAUAGUGAUUAUGCCAAUGAGGAAAUGAAACAAGUGGUUGAAACACUCAAUUACUACUGUGGUAUGUGCGCUGCCGUGCGUGAGACACUUCGAAGGGUUCAUAACAGGUCACAUUAUGUGGAGUCGCUCCGACAACAUGCAGCUGAGGUUGUUGCCCAAAAGGAAAGGGCGUUGGAGAAGGGCGGACAGGCCGGGCGGGUUGCACGACUGGAAAGUGAGCUGGCCGGGUUGGAAGAUCGUUUGAGCACCGCAAAGAGAGAACUGGAGGCAGGCGAGACCAUCUUGAAGGACGAACUACGCCGCUUCCACCAGGAGAAGCAGUACGACGUGAAGGCCAUCCUAAAGAACUUUGCAGAGCUCCAACUAAAGUACGCGGCACGAAUGAAAGAGACAUGGGAAAGUUUGCGUCCCACCGUGGAAGCGGUUCAAUUUGAGGGUGAGGGAGGCGGCCAAGGGAAUGCCUUACGGUAA
Molecule: messenger RNA, 1269 nt
Organism: Trypanosoma cruzi
Lineage: Eukaryota; Euglenozoa; Kinetoplastea; Trypanosomatida; Trypanosomatidae
Product: phosphoinositide-binding protein, putative
Exons: 1
Coding region: 1-1269 (422 amino acids)
Cellular component (GO): endosome
Molecular function (GO): phosphatidylinositol binding
Source: RefSeq, a predicted model, not a curated record